CAGGUCUUCUAGUCCCAUAACCUGAUUGGUUCUCGAAGAGUAAACCCUACAUUCCAUAAAGUUUCGCUUUUGCAACUUGUCUGACAUGUGAAUGAAUUAAUAGCUUUUCUCACAAAUACCACUGAGGUGCUUAUAAGCGCAUUUUACGCACUGGAAAUUCACUGUACCCGGAAGAUACCCAACCCAGCGCGCUUGGGGAGUGAGUGUAUUCUACGCAGUACAGGAUUAACUGAAAAUGAUUUGGAUGCACGCUGUCAUUGUGUUCCUGUGUCUUUGUCCAAUCCACGCUGCAUUUGGGCAGGUGAGUGUUUCCUGCGCUUGUCAGUAUCAUGGGGGCACCUUGGGCACUAUUAAGAGACAACAUAUGGUGUUUCUUGGAUUUAUUUUGCACAGCUGGUUGGUCCAAUCAAAAAUGUAGCUGAUUUAAAAGCACAUAUCACACUACAUAUCACAGAGUAAAACGUAAAAUCUAAGUAAAUUACCGUAUUUGAUAAUGGGUUACCAUUAUAAUCUAUGAGUGUUACGAUUUAAUGUAGGCUAUUGUGGUUUCUGACAUGCUUUAGGUAGUCCAUUAACGUAAUACACAUUUCCAGACCAAUUCAUUAUCACAUAUAGCCUCAGGACAUAGUUAAAAUUCUUGCCAUUAUCUGUAAUGACCUGAAAAGACAGUGGGUGAAUAUCACACAAGAUUUACAACUGAGAAAAUAGACCUGAGAGAAAGGUUGUCUGAAUGCCUUUUUCAUGGACAGGCUUUAAUUCAACAUCUAACACUGAGGGAAGCAGCAUUGAUGUCUGGGUGUUGUUGAAGGUCACAAUGCAUUAAGCUGAAGUGACAAUCUCUUGUCAAAGUCAGGAGCCUGCAAGUCCAGCUAUAAGGUCAUUAUCACUGCAUCAUGACAUGGACAGAUACCCAUUGAUAGCACUGGUGUUUGGUCGACCUCAAUUCCCAGGCAAGCUGCACAAACAAUGACUAAGGCCCCUUGCAUGCAUGUCCAGACACCGUGAGGCCCAUCACUAUAAAUAGACCCAACACCUCUGACGUGUUUCAGCACAAAACUGCUAAACCUCUACCUUGUCCAAGGGCAAGGGUCUAUAUUACUGCAGGCUGGUGUGUGUGUGUGCAUGCUAUGCUGUACUCUUUCUGUUCUUCAGUUAGAAAUAAAUGUGGAAUGUCAAAUUGGGACUCAAUUUUGUUUUUGUCCACAUUUAGUUGAGAUCAUGAUGUACUGUAUGGUAAUGAGCUGUGUGAAAGAGGAGUCUGUCCAGGUCUCAUUAGUGAUCCUUGGCUUGUUCUUGUCAUGGCACAACUCACACUGCAGAACUGAAGCCAUGCAGUGAUUAUACACUGCUAAAAAAAAUUAAGGGAACACUAAAAUAACACAUCCUAGAUCUGAAUGAAUGAAAUAAUCUUAUUAAAUACUUUUCUUUUACAUAGUUGAAUGUGCUGACAACAAAAUCACACAAAAAUAAUCAAUGGAAAUCAAAUGUAUCAACCCAUGGAGGUCUGGAUUUAGAGUCACCCUCAAAAUUAAAGUGGAAAACCACACUACAGGCUGAUCCAACUUUGAUAUAAUGUCCUUAAAACAAGUCAAAAUGAGGCUCAGUUGUGUGUGUGGCCUCCACGUGCCUGUAUGACCUCCCUACAAUGCCUGGGCAUGCUCCUGAUGAGGUGGCGGAUGGUCUCCUGAGGGAUCUCCUCCCAGACCUGGACUAAAGCAUCCGCCAACUCCUGGACAGUCUGUGGUGCAACGUGGCGUUGGUGGAUGGAGCGAGACAUGAUGUCCCAGAUGUGCUCAAUUGGAUUCAGGUCUGGGGAACGGGCGGGCCAGUCCAUAGCAUCAAUGCCUUCCUCUUGCAGGAACUGCUGACACACUCCAGCCACAUGAGGUCUAGCAUUGUCUUGCAUUAGGAGGAACCCAGGGCCAACCGCACCAGCAUAUGGUCUCACAAGGGGUCUGAGGAUCUCAUCUCGGUACCUAAUGGCAGUCAGGCUACCUCUGGCAAGCACAUGGAGGGCUGUGCGGCCCCCCAAAGAAAUGCCACCCCACACCAUGACUGACCCACCGCCAAACCGGUCAUGCUGGAGGAUGUUGCAGGCAGCAGAACGUUCUCCACGGCGUCUCCAGACUCUGUCACGUCUGUCACAUGUGCUCAGUGUGAACCUGCUUUCAUCUGUGAAGAGCACAGGGCGCCAGUGGCGAAUUUGCCAAUCUUGGUGUUCUCUGGCAAAUGCCAAACGUCCUGCACGGUGUUGGGCUGUAAGCACAACCCCCACCUCUGGACGUCGGGCCCUCAUACCACCCUCAUGGAGUCUGUUUCUGACCGUUUGAGCAGACACAUGCACAUUUGUGGCCUGCUGGAGGUCAUUUUGCAGGGCUCUGGCAGUGCUCCUCCUGCUCCUCCUUGCACAAAGGCGGAGGUAGCAGUCCUGCUGCUGGGUUGUUGCCCUCCUACGGCCUCCUCCACGUCUCCUGAUGUACUGGCCUGUCUCCUGGUAGUGCCUCCAUGCUCUGGACACUACGCUGACAGACACAGCAAACCUUCUUGCCACAGCUCGCAUUGAUGUGCCAUCCUGGAUGAGCUGCACUACCUGAGCCACUUGUGUGGGUUGUAGACUCCGUCUCAUGCUACCACUAGAGUGAAAGCACCGCCAGCAUUCAAAAGUGACCAAAACAUCAGCCAGGAAGCAUAGGAACAGAGAAGUGGUCUGUGGUCACCACCUGCAAAACCAGUCCUUUAUUGGGGGUGUCUUGCUAAUUGCCUAUAAUUUCCACCUGUUGUCUAUUCCAUUUGCACAACAGCAUGUGAAAUCAGUGUUGCUUCCUAAGUGGACAGUUUGAUUUAACAGAAGUGUGAUUGACUUGGAGUUACAUUGUGUUGUUUAAGUGUUCCCUUUAUUUUUUUGAGCAGUGUAUAAUUGAACAAGGUCAGCCAGAGUAUUAUAAGCUACAGAACACUUUUCCUUUUAAUGCAAAACCUUUCAGCAUCACAUAAUUCACUUAGAACAAUCUAAAAUCCUUGGAUUAGAUCACCAUGCUACUUUGGCCUUCAUUGCACUGUACACCUCUCAAAUUCAAAGAGCAGCUCAAAACUUACUGAAGGAGACUAUAGGUAUGUUACCUAGGCACACCAAGAUAAUGUCACAGACACAUGAAAUGCAAACACAUGAAAUGUUUUGCAGUGGAGGCAGAAAGAGGACAUUAUCGCUGGGGCACACAAACAGCAGCCUCUCCCUCCCUCCCUCCCUCCCUCCGUCCUGACUGAUGUCUCUCCAGCAGCCCAGCUCCCUGCUCCAGUCUCAAUCAGCCAGGUGUUUUCACAGGAUGACCAAAUAUUGACUUUUCUUACAUAACUUCUGCCGGAUGAAAACAUUAAUUGGCUUUCUGAAAACAUUCAUGAGAGGACAGAGAAAAGGAGGGAGAGAGUUGAAAGAGAGAGUGAGAGUUUAGGGAAAAUAUACUACUACUACUCCCUGAUUUUCCCAGCCAAUAGGAGGAGAGGCUGUGCCUCAUACACAGGGGAUGUUUACCCUCUGGGUGUUUAUGCCACACCAUCUGACCCCAAACAGCCUCUCCACCCUUUAUCAAAACCUACAGUACACCCACCCCUGCAUCAAACGAUGAAUGCUAUGGGCAAGCACCUCCAGGGUGAUCCUUCCACUGACUGUCAGAACUUACACACACUUCUGGGCUAAAGAGAUAGAACAGCAGAGACAGGCUGGGAUAUGAGAGAAGACAGACUGAGAGGGGCUUUAGUAUGAUGGGAAUCUGUCGUGAGAAUGAGUCCAGAUAGGAUUGGAGCCACUCUUUCUCUCGUGGAGUGUGUCUUUAGUGUUUCACAGCAAACCCCCUAGACCAGGGCUGCAUAACCCUCUUCCUGGAGAUCUACUGUCCUGUAGGUUUUCAGUCCAACCCUAAUGUAGCAUAUCUGAUUCAGGUAGUUAAGGUCUUGUUGAGCAGCUAAUAAGUAGAAUCAGGUGUGUUAAAUUAGGGACUGAAAACCCACAGGACGGUAGAUCUCCAGGAAGAGGGUUGGGCAGCCCUGCCUUAGACCGUACAGUAGGUCUAUAGGUCUUCUCUCUGGCACCAUCAAGUAACACCACCAGGGGCAUAAGCACGCGACCUCCAAAACAUAAAACUACUACCACUAGAGAAUAACUAACUUUGCACAAAGGCAAAAGCCUACCAACACUACAACCACCUCUGACUUUCUGUUCCCCAGCUGGUGGUAGGGGUUGUUGAGAUGCCAAUGCGUGCUCAGAACUCUUAGUUCACAUGUAGGUCAGACAACCAGGGGGAGGAUGUCGCCGCUCAAUUAAUUCCUUCACCAUUCACCACAUCGACUAGGCUGACUACUGUGGACAGUGAGAUUAAAAACAUGACCCUCUGAGUGCUGCUGUAGUGGUGAAGCAGGUAUGUCUACUCUGAUGUCUCUCCUCUGGUCUCCCCAUAAACCCAGACGGGUGACCAUAUGCCUUUUUAGGAACUUUUAAGAACUGUACACUACAUUCUUUACCUUUCAGUGCUAUCUUAGGAAAACCCCUUAAAUACUUUCUAAAUGCAGUAACAAAUCACUUUAUGUGGCUCACCAGAUACUAGUUUAUCAUGAUGAAGGUCAUUCAUAACUCAAGCCAAUGUACAGUAGCUGCUGUACUUCCGUCCUGUUAUUCCAACAUUAACUUUUUGGGAAGGUAAUUUCUCUGUUCUGUCCAGCGAUUGAGUAGCGAGGACAUUUGCCCAGUGUCUGCAGUGAAUGUGGUCUGUAUAACUGAGUGAUAUCAAAUUCUAGGAAGCUAAUGUAAGAGUUAGUUCUGCCUCCAUCCUUUGACCAAGUCACCUAUGUCUCACGGUUCCCUGACUUGAGUUUAAAUGAGUCAGUCAUCUAUCAACUGUAACUGCAUUUCAUUAGGCAAUGAAUGUGCUCUGUAUAGCCUAUGUCAGUAUUGGAAAAAUAAACUUGCAUGCUUCUCAAUGUUUUAAUGGAUCUUACAAACCCAUGUUUGUAACCUGCCCCUUUGCUAAAAUGCAAUUAAGAUCUUUCUGUAUUACGGCUUUUUAAAAUACAGUAACUCUGCAAAUGAAUUGCCUUUUGGGGAUGACUCUCUUGUCAAGUUGUCCCUGUAUAACACUUUUUAACUGUUCCACUGCCCCUGUCCCCUGUCCCUGUAGGACUGUCCCAGCAGGCAGGAGAUGCAGAGCUCCCUAAAGCAGGUCCAGAAGCUGCUGUCGACCCAUGAAGCUGCAUAUCUUCAGAGCCUCCGCACCCUGAGGAAGAAACUCAACUUGCUACAGAACACAGCCACCAAACAGACUGGCAAGGCAAACAAUGGUAAGUCUGCACACAGCCCAAACAUCAGUCAAAGAAGCAACGUGUAGCCUAACAUUUUAGCCAAAGGCUUAAAUUCGAUUUUUAAUGAUACUGAAACACCUAAAAUGGCUAUUAGUAGGCCUGCUGCUCUUUAUUUUAGAAUCCAAAAAACAUCAGUUGCAAGGAUGUGAAGAAGUUUUGUAUUACUAAUGUUUUUGCUAUUGUUGUCAACCUCGUGAAUGAGAACCAAUCGUGAUUCAGUAAGUUGUGUAGGCCUACACACAGCAACAGCCGGACCGACUAGUCGCGGUAAAAAUGCUAAUUAGCUGUAAAAAUGCUGUUAACAGCGUCACGCUGCGUUCUAAAAAUGUUUACUCUCGUGGAUUAUUAUUCCUUUGCUACUACUGGUAUGUAAUUUGACUUUUGGUGGAUAACAGUUACAUUUAGCUCCUAUUUAACUAUGGCUGGAGAGUUAAGUCUUGGCUUAUGUCGCCCUAUCAACCAUCCCCCUCGCUUUACAGGUACCUGUCUAAAGCUGGACACGCCUGCCAAUGGCAGGAAGUUGGGAAAAGCGCAGACCCCAGGUCACGAGGUUCACUUCCUGUGUGAUGCGGGUUAUGAGUUGGUGGGAGCAGAGAGCAGGGUGUGUCAGGAGAGCCUCACCUGGAGCGGCCAGCAGCCCACCUGCCGCAGUGAGUGACCCUACCAUCUGCUACAGAUUACCCUACCCCUAAUCCAAACCUUAACCAUUAGGGAGAUUAACACAUAUCUGAUGUGAAAUCACUGUCUUUUGUCAGCUACCAUCUACUUCUUCUCUUUCUCUGGCUCCUGUCUGGUGUCUCUUCCUCCCCCACCAUUUCUCUUCUCCUUCCCUCUUCUAUGCCCCGUCACUCAUCUCUUUAUCUGCUCUACCCAUCUCUCUCAUGUCCUUGUCACCAUCGUCUUUGUGCCCCCCUCUCUUUUCUUUAUCUCUCUUUCCCUCGUUUUAAACUUCAUGCACAUUACUAACAUUUAUCUAGAUAAAAUGGCUUGCAUCCAUAUACGUUUCAUUAUCAAAUUUCCUUUUUAUGUAUUUUCGUGGCCAUCCAGGAGGGGUUAUUGAAUCCAGUGACUGUGACACAUAGUGAUAGCAGCCCUCUAUGUCUUGACAGCUCGUUAACAUUUAGAUAACGCUUCAAAGAUGUUUUGUGAGACUAAAAGUCAGGCCAUCCCUUUCGCUCUGGUUAGGUCGAAUACUCUCACACACACACACACACACACACACACACACACACACACACACACACACACACACACACACACACACACACACACACACACACACACACACACACACACACACACACACACACACACACACACACACACACACACACACACACACACACACAGAGAGAGAGAGAGAAAGAAGGAGCUUUUCUCUUUUGGUUCAUGCAUCAGAGCUAUAAGGUUCCACAUGUCAGUGAGUUAGCUAGCCAACAUUUACAUCAGGGCUAAUAUGACUUCAUUCUCCUCACCUGACUAAUCCCUUACUCCUCCUGUCUUUCCUCAGACAUAAAUGAGUGUGCCUCGUCUCCCUGUCUGAAUGGGGGGAUGUGUGUGGAUGAGGUGAACCAGUUCUCCUGCACGUGUACCAAAGGCUGGGCCGGAGCCACCUGCCAGAGCCCUAUGCCAACAUGUAGGUAGAGAUGCUUAAGCAAUAAGGCCCAAGGGGGUGUGGUAUAUUGGCCAAUAUACCACGGCUAAGGGCUGUUCUUACGCACGACGCGAAGUGGAGUGCUUGGAUAUUGGCCAUAUACAACAAACCCCUUGAGGUGCCUUAUUGCUAUUAUAAACUGGUUACCUACAUAAAUAGAACAGUAAACAAGUGUUUUUACAUCAUACUGUCUGAUAUACACAUGGCUGAAAAGCUGUUUCAGCCAAUCAGCAUCCAGGACCCAAACUAUGCGGUUUAUAAUACCCACUAGGUCAUGACCUCUGGGUGUAUACAGCACGCUAUGUUCUGAAGUGUGUGUUGCACAAUGAGUACAAGGUAGGGUAUGACUUGAAUAUAAAUACAAGCAAUAGCGCAGAACCAUGACUUACAGUCUCUCUCUAUGCUAUGGCUAACUACUGUAGUAACAACACACAAGGGCCAGACACCGAGAUAGACCCAGGUCCACUCCCUCUCGCUGGUUCUGGCCGGCUGGGCUAUCAUACACACUCAGGGCUCCAGGCAGAGCCAGUGAAUCAAUACGGCCCAGUUAGGUUUUGUUUUUCUCUGUCUGUUUGUUUUAAUUUCUCCCCUACAGUACACUACUGUAGGUGAGAGCUACACACAGACUAAUGGGGAUUUAGAUGGACUUUGACAAUGACGAACACUGCUGGCACUGUGUGGGAGAUUUCUAUAAGUCCAUCAUCCCACGCACACACAGCCCACUAAUAGAGGGCUGCAUGGUGCAAUGGAUGUGAACACUGAGCCCAAUAAAUGUUAUAUAGCUGUGGUAUAUGGGGAAGCAUUGGCCAACACUGCUGGGAAACUACAGUGUUGCAUAAAGUGUUGCAUGAAAGACCCAUGGGGCGGCGCACAAUUGGCCCAGCGUCAUCCAGGGUAGGGGAGGGAAUGGCCGGCGGGGAUGUAGCUCAGUUGGUAGAGCAUGGUGUUUGCAACGCCAGGGUUGUGGUUUCGACCCCCCCCCAAAAAUAAUGUAUGCACUCACUAACUGUAAGUCGCUCUGGAUAAGAGCGUCUGCUAAAUGACGUAAAUGUAAAUGUAAGGUUUCAUUUAAAAAAGUUGAAUGUAGCCUAACUUAAGUUGCAAGUCAGUCCAAUCCAGUGUUGUAGUACUCGAGUCCGGUGUCGAGACUACAUUUUGAGUGUCUCGGUCUUGUUUCGUGUCGGAUACAUUUAUACACGGUCUUGCGUAUGUAUGGGUGGGCAUAGAUGGACACAGGCCCACCCACUGGGGAGCCAGGCCCACCCAAUCAGAUUGAGCAAAACCAGAAAAAGAAUACAUUAUUAUUAUAAAAAUACUCCCCCACCCCCAAAAAUAUAUUUAUUUGUAUUUUUCCCAGACCUCCAAAAUGGUAUCCUGGUGUGGUUUAAGCAUUGUUGUGGACAUAGAACAUCACAUUUUUGUUGUUUUUCCAUUUAAAAAAAGGUGAUUUAGAGAGUUCAAAUGUGAAAAACAUAUAGGAAUACUAAUAAAAAACCAUAGAAAAACAUAUGAUUUUUCACACAGGGUGCCUUUCCUUUGCUGGGCAGGUCGUUUGGAAAAAUGUUUUUUAGCAAGAUUUGAGUAUGCCCACUUCUCCAGGCUCCACUACACCACUGCAUAGGGCUGAUGGAAAGACAGCUGUCACACACAGCAUGAUGUUAUAGGAUAAGCAGUCCAUUCACUCAGACAUAAUAAGCCAGUAGGUCCCAAUCAUAAGAAUACAAAAACACAACCAUUAGGUUAAGCAUUUCCUAAUCGAAAUGUACAACUAUUACUUCCCAUUGCAAAAAAACAUUUCACGUUUAGCACACAAAGUAGCCGGUGACCUAAAGUUUAAACGUAACAAUGUUUCACACAUAAGUUAUUUUCAAAGAGAUGGCUAACAACAGCAAGCGAGCUGCAUAAAAAAAACAGUUCCACUCACUAGAUUAAGAUCAUUUGAAGCUUAACUUGUUGUUGAAAGUUAUUCUUGAAAAGGGAGAAGCUAACAAAUUAGCAACAACAUCCUCUUCGAUAACACCUGCUACAGUCACUGCAAACUAGCCUACAACAAAAGAUAGCGAGCUACACCAUGGGAAAACUACUGCUUGCUAUUGCGCAGUGACUUGUUGGCCUUUGAGAAGGCAUAAGUUUCUAUUUGUUUUUUGUAAUAACGGUCCCACCCAUUACAAGUCACAAUGUGAUUGGUUGAUUCCACUGUCACUCCAAAAUGUUGUCCUAAUACAGUUGAACGGCAGAUGCCUUCUAUCUAGCUUCUGAUGGCCUAGCCAAUGGCUGACUUCCCUAGCUAGAUUUAUCUCCCCAGAGACCACUAAAGAAAAAUCCUGAGUGGAUCUUUUUUUCUCUUCAGCGUUAACCCUUUCCUUUCCAACAAAAACUGAAGAGAUUAAAUCAGAACAUCAUUGAAAAGAAUAAUGUAAUUAGAAUGAUCAUUGUUAUUAUAAUUAUUUUAUACAUCUUUAGCCAUUCUCUGAAGGUGUAGAAGGCCCUCAUUGUUCCCCACUGUGUUCGGGUUAGUAUUAAUUUGUAGAGUGGCUCUAUUUCCCUCAGCAUAAAUUUUUUCACCAUUCUGAAAUAAUCCAUAUUUUCUUCUGAAAUAUGAACACAGAAAUACUGGGCAUUUUGAACUCUUAUUAUGGUGGCGAUUUGACAAAAUUACAAUCAUGGUCUUGAAUUGGACUCGGUCUUGACUUGGUCUCGGACCCCUUGUCCCCCUCCCGGUCUCGGUCUUGACUCGUUCUUGCCCCCCCCCCCCCCCCCCCCCCCCCCCCCCCCCCUCCGGUCUUGGUCUCGAUUUGCUCCUGUCUUGGUCUUGAAUUGGUCUCGCUUUAGGUGGUCUCGAACACAACACUGGUCCAAACACUGUGGUUACCCUGUGAACAAAUAGUUAGUCUGUUACUCUUUGUUCACAUGGUAACCAUAGUGUUUUAUAAAGAAAUAAGCUGCACUGUACCAAUUUGAAGAUGGAGAUGUUUAGAUGGCCAUGCCCUCAGACUGCAGUCAGAAACCUCCAAAUCAAUGAGAAUCGUCCUUAGUUUUACUCUUCUCCUCAUUCCUCUCUUUCUUUUUCUCCAGUCUUUGUCACCAUGACGAACACCUCCUCUGCCACCUCCUCUGCGGCUGCUGCCCUCUCUCCCCCGGCUGUGACUGUUGGUCCGCUUGUUCGUCCGUCUCGCUGUACGCAGGUCCAGGGCACCACUCACUGCACCUGUGACCCCGGAUACACCAUCUCUGGGCGCGACAGCACCACCUGCACAGGUACACCGCAAACAGCUACCAUUACAUUUACAUUACAUUUACGUCAUUUAGCAGACACUCUUAUCCAGAGAAUUGGUGCAUUCACCUUAUGAUAGCCAGUGGGACAACCACUUUACAAAUAUUUGUAAAAUAAUUUUUUAAAAGUAUUUUAUUUAUUUAUAUUUUGUGGGGGGGGGGUGGUAGAAGGAUUACUUUUAUACUAUCCCAGGUAUUCCUUAAAGAGGUAGGGUUUCAAGUGUCUCCGGAAGGUGGUCAGUGACUCCGCUGUCCUGGCGUUGUGAGGGAGCUUGUUCCACCAUUGGGGUGCCAGAGCAGCGAACAGUUUUGACUGGGCUGAGCGGGAAAUGUGCUUCUGCAGAGGUAGGGGGACCAGCAGGCCAGAGGUGGAAGAACGCAAUGUCCUCGUUUGGGUGUAGGGACUGAUCAGAGCCUGAAGGUAAGUAGGUGCCGUUCCCCUCACAGCUCCGUAGGCAAGCACCAUGGUCUUGUAGCAGAUGUGAGCUUCAAUUGGAAGCCAGUGGAGUGUGCGGAGGAGCGGGGUGACGUGAGAGAACUUGGGAAGGUUGAACACCAGACGGGCUGCAGCGUUCUGGAUGAGUUGUAGGGGUUUAAUGGCACAGGCAGGGAGCCCAGCCAACAGCGAGUUGCAGUAAUCCAGACGGGAGAUGACAAGUGCCUGGAUUAGGACCUGUGCCGCAUCCUGUGUAAGGUAGGGUCGUACUCUGCGAAUGUUGUAGAGCAUGAACCUACAGGAUCGGGUCACCGCUUUGAUGUUAGCGGAGAAUGACAGGGUGUUGUCCAGGGUCACGCCAAGGUUCUUUGCACUCUGGGAGGGGGACACAACGGAGUUGUCAACCGUGAUGGUGAGAUCAUGGAGCGGGCAGUCCUUCUCCGGGAGGAAGAGCAGCUCCGUCUUGCCGAGGUUCAGCUUGAGGUGGUGAUCCGAAAUCCACACUGAUAUGUCUGCCAGACAUGCAGAGAUGCGAUUCGCCACCUGGUUAUCAGAAGGGGGAAAGGAGAAGAUUAAUUGUGUGUCGUCUGCGUAGCAAUGAUAGGAGAGACCAUGUGAGGAUACAGUGGGGGAAAAAAGUAUUUAGUCAGCCACCAAUUGUGCAAGUUCUCCCACUUAAAAAGAUGAGAGAGGCCUGUAAUUUUCAUCAUAGGUACACGUCAACUAUGACAGACAAAAUUAGAAGAAAAAAAAAUCUGGAAAAUCACAUUGUAGGAUUUUUAAUGAAUUUAUUUGCAAAUUAUGGUGGAAAAUAAGUAUUUGGUCAAUAACAAAAGUUUCUCAAUACUUUGUUAUAUACCCUUUGUUGGCAAUGACACAGGUCAAACGUUUUCUGUAAGUCUUCACAAGGUUUUCACACACUGUUGCUGGUAUUUUGGCCCAUUCCUCCAUGCAGAUCUCCUCUAGAGCAGUGAUGUUUUGGGGCUGUCGCUGGGCAACACGGACUUUCAACUCCCUCCAAAGAUUUUCUAUGGGGUUGAGAUCUGGAGACUGGCUAGGCCACUCCAGGACCUUGAAAUGCUUCUUACGAAGCCACUCCUUCGUUGCCCGGGCGGUGUGUUUGGGAUCAUUGUCAUGCUGAAAGACCCAGCCACGUUUCAUCUUCAAUGCCCUUGCUGAUGGAAGGAGGUUUUCACUCAAAAUCUCACGAUACAUGGCCGCAUUCAUUCUUUCCUUUACACGGAUCAGUCAUCCUGGUCCAUUUGCAGAAAAACAGCCCCAAAGCAUGAUGUUUCCACCCCCAUGCUUCACAGUAGGUAUGGUGUUCUUUGGAUGCAACUCAGCAUUCUUUGUCCUCCAAACACGAUGAGUUGAGUUUUUACCAAAAAGUUAUAUUUUGGUUUCAUCUGACCAUAUGACAUUCUCCCAAUCCUCUUCUGGAUCAUCCAAAUGCACUCUAGCAAACUUCAGACGGGCCUGGACAUGUACUGGCUUAAGCAGGGGGACACGUCUGGCACUGCAGGAUUUGAGUCCCUGGCGGCAUAGUGUGUUACUGAUGGUAGGCUUUGUUACUUUGGUCCCAGCUCUCUGCAGGUCAUUCACUAGGUCUGUGUCACGCCCUGGCUCUGGGGACACUGUUAUGUUGAGCCAGGGUGUGUAGAUCUAUGGGUUUUGUUUCUAUGGGUGUUUAUUUCUAUGUUGGCCAGAGUGACUCCCAAUCAGAGGCAACGAGUGUCAGCUGUCGUGGGUUGUCUCUGAUUGGGAGCCAUAUUUAAACUGUCUGUUUUUCAUUCGGGUUUGUGGGAUUUUGUUCUAUUUUGGUUUGUGUAAAACGGUAGACAUCACGUUAUCGUCUGUUGUUUUGAUCGUGUGAUCAUUCCAAUUUAAUAAAUAUGUUCGCUUUCAACGCUGCGCCUUGGUCCUCCUCAUUGGUAGACGAUCGUGACAGUCUGGUUCUGGGAUUUUUGCUCACCAUUCUUGUGAUCAUUUUGACCCCACGGGGUGAGAUCUUGCGUGGAGCCCCAGAUCGAGGGAGAUUAUCAGUGGUCUUGUAUGUCUUCCAGGUCCUAAUAAUUGCUCCCACAGUUGAUUUCUUCAAACCAAGCUGCUUACCUAUUGCAGAUUCAGUCUUCCCAGCCUGGUGCAGGUCUACAAUUUUGUUUCUGGUGUCCUUUGACAGCUCUUUGGUCUUGGCCAUAGUGGAGUUUGGAGUGUGACUGUUUGAGGUUGUGGACAGGUGUCUUUUAUACAGAUAACAAGUUCAAACAGGUGCCAUUGAUACAGGUAACAAGUGGAGGACAGAGGAGCCUCUUAAAGAAGAAGUUACAGGUCUGUGAGAGCCAGAAAUCUUGCUUGUUUGUAGGUGACCAAAUACUUAUUUUCCACCAUAAUUUGCAAAUAAAAUUCAUUAAAAAUCCUACAAUGUGAUUUUCUGGAAAAAAAAUUCUCAAUUUGUCUGUCAUAGUUGACGUGUACCUAUGAUGAAACUUACAAGCCUCUCUCAUCUCAUCUCAAGUGGGAGAACUUGCACAAUUGGUGGCUGACUAAAUACUUUUUCCCCCCACUGUAUGACAUAGCCAAGUGACUUGGUGUAUAGAGAGAAUAGGAGAGGGCCUAGAACUGAGCCCUGGGGGACACCAGUGGUGAGAGAAUGUGGUGCGGAGACAGAUUCUCGCAACACCACCUGGUAGGAGCGACCUGUCAGGUAGGACGCAAUCCAAGAGUGAUCAGCGCCAGAGAUGCCCAACUCGGAGAGGGUGGAGAGGAGGAUCUGAUGGUUCACAGUAUCAAAGGCAGCAGAUAGGUCUAGAAGGAUGAGAGCAGAGGAGAGAGAGUUAGCUUUAGCAGUGCGGAGAGCCUCCGUGACACAGAGAAGAGCAGUCUCAGUUGAAUGACCAGUCUUGAAACCUGACUGGUUUGGAUCAAGAAGGUCAUUCUGAGUGAAAUAGCAGGAGAGUUGGCUAUAGACGGCACGCUAAAGAGUUUUGGAGAGAAAAGAAAGAAGGGAUACUGGUCUAUAGUUGUUGACAUCGGAGGGAUCGAGUGUAGGUUUUUUGAGGAGGGGUGCAACUCUCGCUUUCUUGAAGAUGGAAGGGACAUAGCCAGCGGACAAGGAUGAGUUGAUGAGCGAGGUAAGGUAAGGGAGAAGGUCUCCGGAAACGGUCUGGAGAAGAGAGGAGAAUAUAGGGUCAAGCGUGCAGGUUGUUGGACGGCCGGCCAUCACAAGUCGCAAGAUUUCAUCUGGAGAGAGGGGGGAGAAAGAAGUCAAAGCAUAGAGUAGGGCAGUGUGAGCAGGACCAGCGGUGUCAUUUGACUUAAUAAAUGAGGAUUGGAUGUCGUCAACCUUCUUUUCAAAAUGGUUGACGAAGUCAUCCACAGAGAGGGAGGAGGGAGGGGGAGGAGGAGGAGGAUUCAGCAGGGAGGAGAAGGUGGCAAAGAGCUUCCUAGGGUUAGAGGCAGAGGCUUGAAAUUUAGAGUGGUAGAAAGUGGCUUUAGCAGCAGAAACUGAGGAAGAGAAUGUAGAGAGGAGGGAGUGGAAAGAUGACAGGUCCGCAGGGAGUCUAGUUUUCCUCCAUUUCCGCUCGGCUGCCCGGAGCUCUGUUCUGUGAGCUCGCAAUGAAUCGUCAAGCCACGGAGCAGGAGGGGAGGACCGAGCCGGCCGGGAGGAUAGGGGACACAGAGAGUCAAAAUAUUCAGAGAGGGAGGAGAGGAGGGUUGAGGAGGCAGAAUCAGGAGAUUGGAGGGAGAAGGAUUAAGCAGAGGGAAGAGAUGAUAGGAUGGAAGAGGAGAGAGUAGCGGGAGAGAGAGAGCGAAGGUUGCGACGGCACAUUACCAUCUGAGUAGGGGCAGAGUGAGUAGUGUUGGAGGAGAGCGAGAGAGAAAAGGAUACGAAUUAGUGGUCGGAGACUUGGAGGGGAGUUGCAGUGAGAUUAGUAGAAGAACAGCAUCUAGUAAAGAUGAGGUCAAGCGUAUUACCUGCCUUGUGAGUUGGGGGGGACGGUGUGAGGGUGAGGUCAAAAGAGGAAAGGAGUGGAAAGAAGGAGGCAGAGAGAAAUGAGUCAAAGGCAGACGUAGGGAGGUUAAAGUCACCCAGAACUGUGAGGGGUGAGCCAUCCUCAGGAAAGGAACUUAUCAAGGCGCCAAGCUCAUUGAUGAACUCUACAAGGGAAGUUCUGUCUCUUGCCUCUAGUUAGUGUCUGGUCUAUUAGCGAUGUUACCAAACAGACUAGUUCUGUCUCUUGCCUGUAGUUAGCGUCUGGUCUAUUAGCGAUGUUACCAAACAGACUAGUUCUGUCUCUUGCCUGUAGUUAGUGUCUGGUCUAUUAGCGAUGUUACCAAACAGACUAGUUCUGUCUCUUGCCUCUAGUUAGUGUCUGGUCUAUUAGCGAUGUUACCAAACAGACUAGUUCUGUCUCUUGCCUCUAGUUAGUGUCUGGUCUAUUAGCGAUGUUACCAAACAGACUAGUUCUGUCUCUUGCCUCUAGUUAGCGUCUGGUCUAUUAGCGAUGUUACCAAACAGACUAGUUCUGUCUCUUGCCUCUAGUUAGUGUCUGGUCUAUUAGCGAUGUUACCAAACAGACUAGUUCUGUCUCUUGCCUCUAGUUAGUGUCUGGUCUAUUAGCGAUGUUGCCAAACAGACUAGUUCUGUCUCUUGCCUCUAGUUAGUGUUAAGUUGUGUCAAUUCAAAUCUGGUAUUGGAACAAAAAGAGGUCAAUAAACGUCUUCUAAAAUAGACUAGUAUUUUAAUUAAUGCAAAACACUUCAAUGGUAAAUAUGAUGUUCGUAUAUAUGGGUCCACUGAAAUACCAUGCAGGGCAGACAGAGAACUGGUCCAUUGUUAUAAGUUAUUCUUUAAAUACUCUGACAGAGAUAGUUCCUGCUCCAAGCAGGCCUAUCAGAGUAGAGACUGAGCGUGGUUUAGACUUACUCAGCCUAUCGUUGGCGCACAGGCUGGUCCCAGCCCCUUGGCGCUUCACUGUUGCCAGGUGUUUAGUUGUUUUGCAACUUGUCUCGAGUCAGCAACCUCAGACAUCUUUGUAGCAGAACACAUGUCCUUGAGCGUUCUAACAAAGAGGCAGUGUGUGUGUAUGUGAGACACAAGUCUUAUCUCAGCCUACCCCCUAAUAGUUCCCGACAUUAAUCACAGCUUGUUAUGUUGAACAGUCUAUAUCAGUACAGCACAAACCUAUUAUGUUUAAUCAUUAAUGUAUUCUUUCUAAGCUAACAGCACAUCUAAAAUAUAAGAGAAUAAUUUCCCACAUUAGUGUCUGGUCUGGUGUCUAGUGUCAAGUGUCUUGCUAUGGUAACAUCAAAAGACACACAGUCUGACCACAUAAUGUUAUAUAACUGACAUCAAUGGCAAUUUUAACUGUGUGUUUAUGUGUGUGUGUGUGUGUGUGUGUGUGUGUGUGUGUGUGUGUGUGUGUGUGUGUGUGUUUCAGACAUUGAUGAGUGUGAGUUGUUCCACAUGGGUCAGGCUGGCCGGCUGUGUUUACAUGCCUGUGUUAACACCCCUGGAGGAUACCGCUGUACCUGUCCUGCUGGAUACAAUGUCACCCGCGACGGACGCAACUGCAAAGGUGAAGGGAGACCACACACACACACUGUACCAAAGUCUCAAAUGCUCCACCAAAGUGUCAUACGCGCACGCACACACACACACACACACACACACACACACACACACACACACACACACACACACACACACACACACACACACACACACACACACACACACAGUUAUGCCAGAUGAGUACUAAACAUUUUAAUAGUCUACCACAAAGAGAAAGAAGAUAACUUGUCUGAAUGAUAAUGAAUGUUUCCUAUUAUUUCCAAUAUCCGUUUUAUCAGUAAUUCCAUGCAAUUCUGUUAUCCAUUGGCUGAAUAAUUGAACAAAACCAUACAUCUGGUCUGAUGUUUGUUUUUGUAGACAAUUACAAUAAAUCAGUUAUUUUUCUGUCUCGCUCUCUAUUUUCUCUCCCUCUCUUUUUAUCUCUCCCUCCCUCACUUUUACACACAUUAUUCUCCCUCUCUUUUUAUCUCUCCCUCCCUCAAUUUUUCACACAUUAUUCUCCCUCUCUUUUUAUCUCUCCCUCCCUCACUUUUACACACAUUAUUCUCCCUCUCUCCCUGUCCUGUAGACAUAGAUGAGUGUGCCACCAGACAGAAUAACUGCACCCGGGACCAGCUGUGUAUCAACACCUACGGAGGGUUCCAGUGUGUACGUGUGGACUGCCCCCGCAUACGAAACGCCACCUACAGCAAAACCUCCCCCCUGUGAGUACCUUCUCUUAUAGUUAAUCAACAAUAGAUUUGAUAACAUGUAACUCUAUCACUCUCUUGCAAUAAUACCCUCUCAAUGCCUGCAUCCUUUUCUCUUUCCCCGUUCCCCAGGCGUUGUGAGCGUAACCCCUGCUCUGUGGACAACAAGGUGUGCUCUCAGGCCCCUAACUCCAUCUCCCACCACUACCUGUCUGUCGUAUCCAACCUGUCGGCACCACGCACCAUGUUCCGUGUGUCGGCCCUCCGCCUCAUGGGCGACACGCUGCGUUUCUCCCUGCUAGGCCGCGGGCAGGCCAGACGCCACUUCACGGUGCAGCGGUCGGACCGUCAGACAGGCCAGCUGGUGCUGGGGAGCCCGGUGCAGGGCCCUGCUACACUGGAGGCUGAGGUGGAGAUGACCGAGCUGGAGAAAGGGGUCCAGCUGGGGAGGUACAUCACCAAGAUCACCAUGUUCAUCUCCCAGUACGAGUUCUAGAGAGGGAGAGAGAAAUAGAGGGAUGUAGAGGGAGGAAAUAAGAGAGGGAGUUGGAUGGAGAAUGGAGAAGGGAGGGGAGAGAGUGAAUAGGUUGAAAGAGGGUGUGGGUAUGGAGAGGAAUACAAAGAGACAAGAGUUUAGAUAAGAGUUUGGACGAGGGGCCGUUGGCAGAGGGGUGCAUGAAAGGGGACUGUGGUAAGGGUUUUGGAGUGUCUAGG
Messenger RNA from Coregonus sp. 'balchen', 17690 nucleotides. NCBI's taxonomy places the organism in Eukaryota, Metazoa, Chordata, Actinopteri, Salmoniformes, Salmonidae. The record is from the annotation of a GenBank genome assembly.